AUGACCUGCUGCCAGACCAGCUUCUGUGGAUUUCCCUCCUGCUCUACCAGCGGGACCUGUGGCUCCAGUUGCUGCCAGCCAACAUGCUGUGAAACCAGCUGCUGCCAGCCAAGAUGCUGUGAGACCAGCUGCUGCCAGCCACGCUGCUGCCAGACCAGUUUCUGUGGAUUUCCCAGCUGCUCCACCAAUGGGACCUGUGGCUCCAGCUGCUGCCAGCCAAGCUGCUGCCAGACCAGCUGCUGUGAGACCAGCCGCUGUGGCACUGGUGGUGGCAUCGGCUGUGGCCAGGAGGGUGGCUGUGGAGCCCUGAGCUGCCGCACCAGGUGGUGCCGCCCAGACUGCCGCGUGGAGGGCACCUGCCUGCCCCCCUGCUGCGUGGUGAGCUGCACGCCCCCCACCUGCUGCCAGCUGCACCAUGCCCAGGCCUCCUGCUGCCGCCCUUCCUACUGUGGACAGUCCUGCUGCCGCCCAGCCUGCUGCUGCUACUGCUGUGAGCCCACCUGCUGUGAGCCCACCUGCUGUAAGCCUACCUGUUAA
Messenger RNA from Carlito syrichta (Philippine tarsier), 537 nucleotides. Its product is annotated as keratin-associated protein 1-3-like. Bases 1 to 537 code for a protein of 178 amino acids. Lineage: Eukaryota; Metazoa; Chordata; Mammalia; Primates; Tarsiidae. The transcript has a single exon. The record is from RefSeq and is a predicted model, not a curated record. Gene Ontology annotation, cellular component: keratin filament.